AUGACAGUCACUUAUUCCAGCAAAGUAGCAAAUGCCACUUUCUUUGGAUUUCACAGAUUACUCCUAAAGUGGAAAGGCAGCAUCUACAAAUUACUGUACAGAGAAUUUAUUGUUUUUGCUACUCUUUACACAGCGAUAAGUGUAUUAUACAGAUUUUUUCUUACAGGUAGCCAAAAACGGUUCUUUGAAAAAUUAUCAAUUUACUGUGACAAAUAUGCUGAACAAAUCCCGGUAACUUUUGUGCUUGGUUUCUACGUUACUUUGGUGGUGAAUCGCUGGUGGAACCAGUUUGUGAACUUGCCGUGGCCCGAUCGACUGAUGUUCCUCAUCUCUAGCUGUGUCCAGGGCAGAGAUGAAUAUGGGCGCUUGUUAAGGAGGACUCUCAUGCGUUACGUGAAUUUAACAUCUCUGCUGAUCUUUCGCUCUGUGAGCACAGCUGUGUACAAAAGGUUUCCCACCAUGGACCAUGUGGUAGGAGCAGGUUUCAUGACAAGAUAUGAAAGAAAAAUUUUUGAUGACCUUAAGUCUCCCCACCUGAAAUACUGGGUUCCAUUUGUCUGGUUUGGAAAUUUGGCAUCGAAGGCACGAAAAGAAGGAAGAAUUCGAGACAGUGUGGAUCUGCAGACACUGAUGAACGAGAUGAAUAAGUACCGGUCUUGGUGUAGUCUUCUGUUUGGUUAUGACUGGGUUGGAAUUCCACUGGUCUAUACCCAGGUUGUUACUCUUGCAGUCUAUACUUUUUUCUUUGCCUGCCUGAUAGGGCGCCAAUUUUUGGAUACUGACCAAGGGUAUCAGGGACAUGACUUAGAUCUUUACAUUCCAAUCUUCACACUGUUACAGUUCUUCUUCUACGCCGGAUGGCUCAAGGUUGCUGAACAGCUUAUUAAUCCAUUUGGAGAAGACGAUGAUGAUUUUGAAACUAACUGGUGCAUCGAUAGAAAUUUACAGGUCUCACUUCUGGCGGUGGACGAGAUGCACAUGAACUUACCAAGGAUAGAGAGAGACAUUUACUGGAACGAUUCCUCUGCCCGGCCACCCUACACAAAAGCAGCUGCUGAUUACUGUAUUCCUUCAUUUCUUGGAUCAACGAUUGAAAUGGGGCUGGCUGAUACCGAAUUCCUCUAUGGGGAGGAGUGGCCGUGGGAAGAGGAGAAACACCGAAGACAACGUUCAGUGCUGAGAAAAGUCAAGAGAUUUCUCAGCGUCCAUGAGGCCCCUUCGUCCCCUCCUCACCGCCGCUACAGUCGUCAGACAAGUGAGAAUUCGGUGUUUUUCCCAGCAGACGAAAAGGGGCACAUCAGACGGCUGCAGGAAAUGCACACAAGAGGGAGACACUCCACCUCCAGCUUCAAGAAGAAAUAUGAAGGCUUUGACAGAAGUAACAGACUUCACAGUAGCAGAGAUCUAGGACCCAUAACUGAAGCCUCAAGGAGCGAGGCACAGUUCGGUGACAGUGACACCUCAUCCGAGACAAACAAGCCAGUUCCUGAGGUCAUCAUCUCUGAAGCCAACGAGAAAGCAGCUGAUGUGCUGGGCAAACCAGAUCUGCAAACAGAGCGCGCUGCAAGCGUGACAGAAGAGAUGCUCCAAAGGAGCCUAACUGAGGCAAGUGUGACUCUUCUGGACCAUCCUUUUUUCCCCCCAGAAAUGACUACACACCUCCCAGGCUCUGAGGUGCAUCAGUCACUUCCUACUGUGAUAGGGGAGCCCAGACAUGAACCCCAUGGUAGUAACAUAGCCGGUUUCAUAACAGAUCAUGAGAGAAACCUUCAGAGAUGGAGUUUACCAAGCUUCCAUAGUCAUAGUACAGUGUCAAAUGCUGACACCGCAACACCUUUAACAGAUUCUGGGACAACUUCACAACAAAGGACCUUCAGCAACGGAAAAAAUGUUACUUCUGCUGCUGCUCCAGAGACGUUUGAGAUGGAGCACUUAUGGGAAAACCUGGAUAGUAAAGAAACAGCCAUAGUAGAAUUUUCUAAUGAGAAAAGUGAAAAAAAACUUUGA
Molecule: messenger RNA, 2007 nt
Organism: Haliaeetus leucocephalus (bald eagle)
Lineage: Eukaryota; Metazoa; Chordata; Aves; Accipitriformes; Accipitridae
Gene: BEST3
Product: bestrophin 3
Exons: 9
Coding region: 1-2007 (668 amino acids)
Molecular function (GO): chloride channel activity
Source: RefSeq, a predicted model, not a curated record